AUGGAUCUCUAUGUAAGGGCAGUGGAUGUGCUGAGACAUGGGUCACGGAAUAGAGGGACCACAUCUCUCUCCAUCGUCUCGUCCUGGCCUUGCAGGGAGCGCGCCGAGCAGCUGGCAGCCGCCGCACGCCUCCUGGGAGAGUGCCGCUGGGAGUGGAGCGAGGAGGCGGCGCGGGACCUCAGGGCGAUGCUGCGAUCGUGCUGCGAUGCGCGCGCCGGCCUGGUGCUCACGCGGGGAGACGCGGCGGAGCGCCCGGGACUCACGUUCGAGGCCGCCGCCAAGACUCUGCACGUCACCCCGCAGCUCCUGUCCGUGCUGCCGGAGAGCUCUCCUCUGGCCGGCGAGUUGCACGGUCGCUGUGCCGUGGUGGGGAACAGUGGGGCGCUGCUGGGGAGCCGGUGUGGUAGGAGCAUCGACAAUGCCGACUUUGUAAUCAGGUGCAACCUCCCUCCGGUGUCGGGAAACUUCACGCGGGACGUGGGCAACCGCAGCCACAUGGUGACGCUCAACCCCAGCAUCAUCAAGGAGCGGUACGGGGGGCUCCACAGCAGCGAGAGCCGGAGCCGCUUCGUGUCAGACGUCACGGAUUACGGGGACGCUCUGCUUCUCGUGCCCGCCCUCGCCUACGUGCACAACCUGCUGCCGGCCCUGAGGGCGCACCGUGCCUUGGAGGCGGCGGGCGCUCGCCAGAAGGCCGUGUUCUUCCACCCCGACUACCUGCGGCGUCUCGCUCGCCUCUGGGCGGCCAGAGGGCUGCAUCCGCAGCGCCUCUCCACGGGCCUCAUGCUUGCGAGCGCCUCCCUCACCCUGUGCAGCCAAGUUCACCUCUACGGAUUCUGGCCCUUCGAACGAGGGCCCAACGGGGCCUCUCUGCCACAUCACUACUUUGACGACAGACCGCCUCGGCCAGGCGCGCACGACAUGCCCCAGGAGUUCAGCCACUACCUCCUGCUGCACAGCCAGGGAGCAAUACGGCUGCACAUGGGCGCGUGCACAUAAUGCUCCUCACAGCACCACGCCCACAUGCCCCAUCCACCUACCGCUCCCCACCUACUCGCACCGACACCGCAACACCUUGGCUGCCUGCUUUUAAAAGUUUCAGCUCUCGAGGCUACGUUGGCAGCAGUGGGACCUGUGCCUUUUUUAAGAUGCGUGAGUUACCUGGUGAAUAUAAUUUCUAAGAUAAAAAACACACACAAUGGUCUCCUGAUUGCAUUUUAUUUUCU
Lethenteron reissneri (Far Eastern brook lamprey) is the source of this 1226-nucleotide messenger RNA. RefSeq names its product ST8 alpha-N-acetyl-neuraminide alpha-2,8-sialyltransferase 6 (gene ST8SIA6). NCBI's taxonomy places the organism in Eukaryota, Metazoa, Chordata, Hyperoartia, Petromyzontiformes, Petromyzontidae. Gene Ontology annotation, biological process: oligosaccharide metabolic process; N-glycan processing. The record is from RefSeq and is a predicted model, not a curated record. Gene Ontology annotation, molecular function: alpha-N-acetylneuraminate alpha-2,8-sialyltransferase activity.